Alternaria alternata is the source of this 645-nucleotide messenger RNA. RefSeq lists its product as hypothetical. Bases 1 to 645 code for a protein of 214 amino acids. The transcript has 2 exons. Lineage: Eukaryota; Fungi; Ascomycota; Dothideomycetes; Pleosporales; Pleosporaceae. The record is from RefSeq and is a predicted model, not a curated record.
AUGACUUCCAGGAAGGUACCUCACGAAGGCAACGCGACUCUCCAAUCUGUUGCUGGCAUAUCAUUCAAAGGCAGCAGCGAAAGUAGCGUGGAGCUGAGUGGCAAACUCAUUCGAUAUAAGCGGCUGCAGCAACACGACCAGUUUUGGAGCAAGCUCAAAGCUGAUCAAGACGUCAAAACGCUUGUUCCCCGAUGGACUUCGCGUUAUCGUGCACCAGUGUGUCUUGUCGUGGGUAUCAUGAUCUGCGAAGAAGUGGAACUUUGCUUCGAUGAGGCGCAGGCCAGGGAGCGCGAGGCCAAAGGGCAACUGUCUAUGGGGAAGAUCACGCUCGCGACCGGUGUACCAAAUCCUGCCGGCAGUGCAGCGGAUCCGCAGAUUGGCUUUACCACAAAUCGCCAGGCCGUUACUAUGUUCAAGGGCAAGAUGAGUGAGAGCCGCAUCUUUGCUCUGGAGCUCAAGAAGAUCACAACUUCGGGGUGGAUUCAGAAGGAUCUGAAGCUGAGUAGUCAGGGCCCUGAUGUAGAUCCCACAAGGCUCGCUGCUGGAAAUUCGGACAAAGAAGAAGAUGAUGACGAGCAGCUGGAGAUUGGGGAAUUUGUUCUUGGUGAACUCAGUGCUGAAGAUUAUGGUGAGCUUGGAGGGUAA